Limulus polyphemus (Atlantic horseshoe crab) is the source of this 1515-nucleotide messenger RNA. RefSeq lists its product as uncharacterized. The transcript is spliced from 4 exons. Bases 1 to 420 code for a protein of 139 amino acids. The record is from RefSeq and is a predicted model, not a curated record. Lineage: Eukaryota; Metazoa; Arthropoda; Merostomata; Xiphosura; Limulidae.
AUGACGGUUAUUUUUCGAAAAAUAAAGGAGCCAGAGAAUGGGACUGAGGGGCCGACCCAAGUGUUCACCCCGCUACACAACAGCAGGUCCUGGCGCGACACAAACGUUAGGUUGGUUUGGCUCGCCUUCUUCAACCCCUGUCGAGAUCUUGAACCCAAGCAGAAAGGCUACCUCCUGGCCCAAAGCAGACAAAGCUUUCACUACGCGCAUCUGGCACUUUGGUCGGAUGCACAAGGUGACUUUGAGAGAGUGGUGGUUGUACGAGCAAUCUUUACUGAGAAGGUUCCCCUGUACUUGUCUGACUCUCCGUAUUCAUCUCUUGCCUCGAUGUGUUUCAGAAACCAUAAGGCACGCGGUGAAUGCCAAGAGAAGGAUUCAUAUACAACCUUGAAAAUUUCUGAGGGAAGGACAGCUGCGUAGAUGUCUGAUUAUACGAAGAAUAGCAGGAGAAAUGAAACUUUGUUGAAUGCAUGCUUGAUUUUACAUUGUUUUUAAAGAUUUGUGUAUAAGCAAUCGAUUGUCACGACAGCUUAACGAUUUUCAAAGCCAAGAAAACGUUUCUCGAUCUUCAAAUAGAAAAGUUACAACAUUUUAUAAACACGUUUUAACUGUCAAAUAAUUAAAGCGUUUAGAAACAAAUUUAUAAAACCUCACUAUUUUGGUUGAAAUAUUUGAAAUUUUCGAACUUCACUUUCAAAUUAUUUUUCUAGGUUAUAAAAAAAAAUGGUUGAAACCAUUUUCAGCGUUCAGGUUAAGCCCAUGUGACAAUUACUUUUUGAAAUCUUAAACAUUCGACUACUUUUUACCUUAAUGUAAAAAUACUUCUCUAUACUAGCAGAAAGAGGGGUGGGAUUAUAGUUUGUGACUUUUUCCAGUUAAGUCACAAUCAGCUUGAAAUUGUUACUGUUCUAACGACUAUACGUAUUUUCAUAUUUUUUAUCGUGUUUUUGUUGCUGUUUAUGGUAAUUUAUUUCAUCAUAUACAACAGUUGCUGUUUAUGGUAAUUUAUUUCAUCAUAUACAACAGUUGCUGUUUAUGGUAAUUUAUUUCAUCAUAUACAAUACUCUGUGUCCACCACAUGAAAUGGAACCUAGAAUAUUUAUCACUCGAACAUUUUUCAAGGUUUCGAUAGAUUAAUUAUUGUUUUUUCUGAGUACAUUAAUACUUUAAAUUUAUGGUUAAAUACGAUUUCACACUUCAAGCUUGACAGCAGCAAGUAGUAACUUUUUGUGUUCCUCUUUAUAUGAAGUUAAUGUGGCAGUUCUUAUUUCGUGUGUCGAGAAUACACUAUACCAGUACUAGUCAUUUUCAAUUGAUUUUAUGAUCAAAGUACGUUAUGUAUACGUGUUUGCUAUGAACUAGUGUAUUAUUUUCCUGAAAUAAGUCACACUGUUGUAGUAUCAGUUCAUAGAAAAGAUAUAUGGUCAUAAUUGUAAGGCAGCCUCGCUGUUCUGUGUAGCCACGUGCUCUCUCUCUCGCUAAAUAAAUAUAUGUAUAUGCAAACAUAUAUAUAUA